CAUCAAUCAAUAAUAAGAUCAUCAGAUACAUUUAUUCUCUCUGUAUUUUUCUCUUUAUACAUUGAAUUUUUUACAUGGUAUCAGAGCAGGUUUAGAACCUAGUAUUUUCGCUUCCCCGGCGGGCGGCAACCUCACCUUAGCCGCCCGCCGAGACCUCAACCUAGUCCUUUUUGUUGGAAUGAUCCUCAUUCUCAUCUUUGGCUGCUGUGCAUUAGCUCUAACACCACCUCGCCGAAGCAAACCCAAAAUCCCUCUGGGACAUUUCGUCGAACACCAUGUCUGCAACAAUCUGGGCUGGUUACAACUCAUUGUGGAAUGGCCGAGCACAGCGAGUCUGAUUCCAAAGGUGAGUCGUUCAUGGACACGAUCGUUGAGAAGCUUCACAGCGACGAUUCCUCAUCAUCGUCCUUCGAAUCCAAUUCCGAUAAGAAUCCCAAGUCUUCAGUCAAGACCAAGAUUUUUCGAUUGUUCGGCAGAGAAAAACCACUUCACAAGGUCUUCGGUGGUGGCAAACCUGCUGACAUAUUCUUGUGGAAGAACAAGAAGAUAUCUGCUGGUGUCCUUGUGGGGGCCACUGCAAUCUGGAUCCUGUUCGAAUUGGUCGAAUACCACCUUCUUACUCUAGUGUGCCAUAUAUUGAUAUUGUUGCUUGCAACCUUGUUCCUAUGGUCCAAUGCAACAACAUUCAUCAAGAAGUCUUCUCCACAUAUUCCAGAAGUUCAGCUCCCGGAGGAACCAAUCCUUAAAGCAGAAGCAACUUCAAGGAAUGGAUCUGCAAAACCUUUGGCCUAACCAUGGUUCUCUAUUUUCAUCUCUCUUUCCUUCUCUCACUCUCUCGGCAGCUUUAACAAAAACAAAUAAAAUAAAAUAACAAUAAAAUAAAAUAAACAAUACCCACCAACAACAAAUAACAUAAAUAAAUACAUCAGCACAUGCAUUGAACCUCCUCGGGCCACCCAUUCACUAUUCUUAUUUUAACAUAUUUUCCAUUUUAACAUAUUUUAACAUCUUUUCCACCCAACACCAUCAUCACAUUUUCCACUUUUUUUAACAUCUGUCAUCUCCAUCAUUUGCCUUCAUUUAUUCCACCCACCAAACGCCUAUGCUUUCCCCAUUAAUACAUUUUUUAUUUUUAUUAUUCUUAUUAUUCUUCCCACCUUUCUUUUUUUUUCAUUAUCUAUUCCUCAUCACCAUGCUCUUCCACAACAACAGAACACAAAAAUAAAAUAAAAUAAAAUAAAAAUAAACAAA
This is a messenger RNA of Camellia sinensis, 1251 nucleotides long. The record is from RefSeq and is a predicted model, not a curated record. NCBI's taxonomy places the organism in Eukaryota, Viridiplantae, Streptophyta, Magnoliopsida, Ericales, Theaceae.